UCCUACUUGAGCCAUGGCUGCUACUUUCGACAAAUCUCUUCCGACAACUCCUUCACGCGAAUGGCCAGGCGACGUUAUGACUUCGCCUACGCGAGAGGAUCAGACUGCUUCUAAGGAGACACCGCGAACACCACCACCGCCGACUACACCCUCAUCUCUUGGUCUCGACAUAUCGGGAUUGUUCUCAGAGAAUUUCGGCGCUCACCAACCUGAGUCGUUGUCGAGCAUCAUACCUUCUCAAGAUGAACUCCAGCGGGUACUUGACCUCGUCAAGCAAUAUUUGCCUGCGCAGGUCUCGACCAUCCUUGCUACGUCAGACUCUGACUCGCAAGAUGCAGAAGUCAAUGUCCAUGUUGACUCACAACCAUCGCAUCUGCCUGAGGCUAUCACCACGAAUGUGAAACAGAAACCUCCGCCCGCCUCCAGCCGCACCCUCAGCGGCCUCAGUACGGCAGCAAGCGAUGGCUUCUUGUCCAGUACCCCUGGUCGCAGCGGUUCUUACAGCACCGCAGGCACGCCCGACAUCGAGAAAGCAACGGUCAUCCUCGCCUUUCCCAGUGCCAUCGAGCGCCGCUUCACAGAUCUGUAUGCUUCCGAUCGGGCGACGGACGGGCACGGUACAUCCUCUGAGCGAGCUACAUCGUCGUCCGGGCGAGCUGCAACGGCGGCGACUACGACCACCUCGGGCGGACAUACGAACAGCACCUCGGCGGGCCACACUACGUCGACAAACGGCCUCUCGCAUCAUGCCGACGACGGGCAUUCUCCACCCAGUGACGGGCCAAUUGCGCAGAACGAUGGACACUCCGGCCGCAUCCCCCUCUACGACGUCCACCGUCCGGCGAAGAAGGGCACGGCGAGCACCUGGCUCUCGUCGCGGGAGCGCGUCGACUCGCCAUUGGCUUCAUCUCUGUACGCGGAUGCAGGCCAUUCGACGUUGAGCGGAGAUGAUGUUCCUUCUGGCGCCUGGAAGCCGGCCUUUGGCCCUCGUACCUCUAGCAUGAUGGGCAUGCUCUCUAGGUCGACCUCUGAGGACAUCGACUCGCCUGCCCAGGGCUCGAGCAUCGAAGGGCACGUCGGGCACUCGAGUGCGGGCCCAUCUACGCCUGCCGUCCAUAGCCUCGACGCGCAAAGCUCUAUUCCAAUGUCGAUCGCGCAGAGCUCGCUGCCCAUGUCGACCGCUGCGGACGCGGGGCACUCGAGCUAUGGCUUCGACGCCUCGCUGUUAGAACACGGGCACGACGUUCAUGCUCACGACUCCCUUCGGGACGAUGCGUCGCGGGGGACGCUCGCGGGGUCGGCAGCUGGGCACGCGCAGGGCGAUACGCAGGCGUUGAGUGACGGGCUGCUGCACAAUACCGAUGACAAGGACCACACACCACCCACGGUCAACCACCAUCAUGAAUGUCCCGUCAAGCAGCGAUUGGAGGCGAGGCACCAUCGCGAGGAUGGAUUGGGGACGCAUCCAAAGGAGCUAUCGGCGAUGCAGCAGGACGAGGAUGCUGAGGAGCAUGCGCGAGUCAAGCACGCGAGGGAGCCCACUGCGCAGAAGGACAGCUCCCCGACGGCGCGCGUGAGGUUCUCUGAUAGACUGCGCGGCGAGGCGAAGGUUCUGACGGGCAAGCUCGUGCGGAAGGAGGGUAGGGUGGAGGAGGGGAGGCGUAUCAUGGGGCGGGCGUAGGAGAGGAGGGAGUAGAAGGCACACUGGGAUGAAACGGAUGGCAGGGCAACGCACAGCAGGAAGAAACAAUGUACAAUGUAUUUGCAUGACCUUGACGCACCGGCUGGAGGUCGAUGGGAUCGUCCGACGCUCGGGAAUGCAGCAUAAAACAUGUCUAUAAUAAGCAUUAAGCACCUCAUAGUAGGGUCGGGUAUAGGUAGUGCGUUGAGGGUAUUGAUUAUGAACGC
Schizophyllum commune H4-8 is the source of this 1908-nucleotide messenger RNA. RefSeq lists its product as uncharacterized. The record is from RefSeq and is a predicted model, not a curated record. NCBI's taxonomy places the organism in Eukaryota, Fungi, Basidiomycota, Agaricomycetes, Agaricales, Schizophyllaceae. Bases 77 to 1681 code for a protein of 534 amino acids. The transcript is spliced from 3 exons.